AUGGAGCAAUCUGAAAAGAGUGCCAAUCUAACACGGUCAAUUCAGACGGGGCUGGAUGCAAUCCAAAAGGCCAUUGACGCUUUGCAGCAUAUUAUGGGUGCAUUCAGUAGAUUGGAGACAGAUCUGGCUCAAGUAGCCAAAAAGCUGGAUUUCGUCAAAGGGAAUGUGGCGCAAGGAGGCAAAAUCAAGCUGAAGAGGGCAUUCAUAUUAUUCGAUGAAGCAGGAGCUUCAUGGGCAAAGGUCUGCGAUCUGGCACAGCAGUUCCAGCAACAUGGCUUGAUCAAGGAGAUCGACCCCGAGAAGCUAGCCGAUGAGAACUCGGAGAUCAGGCAGCAUCUGGAAAUUCUCAGUGCGAAUUUCGGCGCCUCCGACUGCACAGACGCAUCCAAGAUCCUUUUCAACGACGGUGGGGACCUUCGCAUUCCGAGUGAUGGCCCUGGCCUCCUCGAUCCAUGGCACAGAAUGCCGAAAACCAUUUCCAUCUUGCACCAGUACCGAAAAGAGAAGCGAAUCUUUGUGUGCAAGGAGGGCACUGGCGUACAUCACCUGAAAGCCGGGGAGAUCCAGCAGUCAGUGUCAGUCGAUGGAGAGAGCAUCUGUCGAGCGAUUACCCCGGGGUCCAAGCCAGCCGAUUCCUAG
Molecule: messenger RNA, 639 nt
Organism: Aspergillus japonicus CBS 114.51
Lineage: Eukaryota; Fungi; Ascomycota; Eurotiomycetes; Eurotiales; Aspergillaceae
Exons: 4
Coding region: 1-639 (212 amino acids)
Source: RefSeq, a predicted model, not a curated record